Messenger RNA from Tarenaya hassleriana, 1884 nucleotides. Its product is annotated as F-box protein At5g51370-like. Gene Ontology annotation, cellular component: SCF ubiquitin ligase complex. The transcript is spliced from 2 exons. The record is from RefSeq and is a predicted model, not a curated record. Gene Ontology annotation, molecular function: protein binding. Lineage: Eukaryota; Viridiplantae; Streptophyta; Magnoliopsida; Brassicales; Cleomaceae. Gene Ontology annotation, biological process: SCF-dependent proteasomal ubiquitin-dependent protein catabolic process. The coding region runs from base 71 to 1585 and encodes 504 amino acids.
CUGCAAGUCGUUGGUUGUCUUUUGUCCUUUUGACAUUAACAAAAUAAAGAAAAAAACAGGAACCCUAGAAAUGUCACAAUCGUCAUCACCGGAGAAAAUCGAAGACGAUAAAACCCCCAAUCCCACCAGCAACCAAAUCCUGAAGCAGCAUUUUCAACCACCCAAGAGGAUCAGACCUCUCAGCUUGCCCGAUGUUCUUCUCAGGAUGCACCAUCAUCGCCCCCACCGUUUGUCUUUCUCCGCCGCUGCCCUUUCUCCUCGCUCCGCCUCCUCCCCUCUCUCCGAUUCCGAUUUUCCUGACUCCUUUGACUCUCCCCGACAGGACUACACCUCCCUCCUCUCCGAUGGGCUUCUCCUCACCAUCUUCUCUCAACUUCCCAUUUCUCAGCAUCUCACGACUUCGCUGGUUUGCAAGCGGUGGUUGUCCCUUCAUGGCCGCUUGGUUCAAUCCCUGAAGCUUAACGUUUGGGAUUUCCUCGCGUCUGGUCGGGUUUUCGCACGGUUCCCUAAUCUCACCCAUAUCGAUGUCGUCCGUUCGUGUAUCUGUGCGACCCCAAACCUUGGUAUCGUCUUGACUCUUAAGUCCUUAUCUGUUCAUAUAAAUUCCCAUCUCGCUCAGGAUGGGUUUAUUGGGAAAGAUGAUCUAUUGCCGUCGGACAAGAUUGAUCAAGGUCUUGAACUGAUUGCCGAAAAGUACCCCAAUUUGAGGAGAAUUGCAGCGAUAGGUGCUAGUGAAGAUGGGUUGUCUAGCAUAGCCGACAAGUGUCUGACGUUGCAGGAACUGGAGCUUCAUAGCUGCGGAGAUUUGUCGUUAAAAGGUGUUGCAGGAUGUAGGAAUUUGCAAGUAGUGAAAUUGAUAGGAACAGUGGACGGGUUUAAUAAUUCGGUGGUGUCAGAUAUUGGGUUAACUCUCCUAGCACAAGGGUGUAAGAGAUUAGUGAAGCUUGAGCUAUGCGGUUGUGAAGGAAGUUAUGAUGGGAUCAAAGCAAUUGGGCAGUGCUGUCAAAUGCUCGAGGAAUUGACUCUGCAAGAUCAUCGAAUGGAUGAUGGGUGGUUGGCGGCUCUGUGUUUUUGUGGAAAUUUGAAGACUUUGAAGCUUCAAGCCUGUAAGGCUAUUGAUUCAAAUCCUGGACUGGAUGAGCAUCUGGGAGUGUGUCCGAUGCUCGAAGAGGUGCAUUUAGAGAGAUGUCAAUUGAGGAAUAGAAAUAGCACAAAAGCUUUAUUUUUGGUUUGUGGCAAUGUGCGAGAUAUUGCGCUGUGUAACUGCUGGGGUUUGGAAGAUGAUUUAUUUGCCUUAGCCACUAUCUGUAGGAGGGUGAAGUUAUUGUAUCUUGAACGUUGCUCAUUGCUGUCAACUGGAGGUCUAGAAUCAGUAGUUCUUUCAUGGAAAGAGCUUCAAAGGCUAAUCGUAGUUUCUUGUAAUAACAUCAAAGAUAGUGAAGUAACUCCUGAACUAGCUACCCUCUUCUCCACCCUGAAAGAGCUCAAAUGGAGACCCGACUCCAGAUCUAUGCUAAAAUCAAAUCUUGGAGGCAUCGGGGUGUGGAGAAAAGGCGGUAAAUUUUUCACCCGUUUAAAGGGUUGAACAUGAAACACACACUGCUGAGGCAGUUGAAAAGAGCACCAAAGAGCUUGCCACAGGAGUACAGUUCUUACUGAAGAUAGCUCCUAGUUUUUUCACCUUCCUUGUUGUAAAUGCAGCAACUCUAGUAUGCCGUGAAUUUUGAAGGCAUACGGAUUGGCUUCUGAUAGUGUACGCUGAUACUUGAUAGAAAUAAGUCUGUGAAGAAAAUAAAUCUUAGCUCUCCACAAAUUAAGAGGGGAUGUGUCUGCUGUUUUAGUUCAUUUUUGUCUCAAAUGACAAAAUAUGUCCGGGUUGCAGCU